UAUCGUUUUAUCGUUUCGAUGCGAAAGCAGCUCUCGUCCGUUUUUCCUUGCUUUAUUCUCGAAAAUCAAAUCUAGCUUUUUUUUUAAGCAAAUAAAAUCAAAUCUAGCUGACUCCCUAGUUUGUUCCGAGCAACACACAGUGCUGAUUGGGGGAAACCAAGCGGCUCCUCUGAUGGGUAAGAACAAUGACGUUGAUGGCCACAGAUCUGACUGCUAGUAUAGAAAGGUCAUUUAUUUCAAAAAAAAAGUUUAGAAAGGUCAAAGAUGGAGAAUAUUCUGAAUACGUUGACCUUUUCCUUGGUCCGGUGGUAAAUAGGCCUUCUGUCUCUCUUAACAUGGUUACUGCUGUCCUAGACCAAACGGAGGCCAUAGGAUUAUCCAACUGAUUGGGGGUUUAGACUUUUAGGACUGCCAAUAGCAAAGUACUAGUAGUAUAUGAUGUGUGGAUUUGGGAAUUGGCCGGGCCAGUUCAGCACAGGGAGCUGUCGGGCCCAUGAGGUAAUCACUCUGAAAUAAGUACACCCGCUUAAGCCAUUAGAUACUCAUACUCAUCAUCAUAAGCUCACUCCUAGUAGAAAUUUCUGGCUCAUUUAGUAUAGAAAAGGAGGAGGGAAGGAAAAGACACUUCUUGCUGCUGCUUACUAUAUUCAAUUUAGUGGACUCUCGAGCCCAAGUCGCGGCAUAAACACUACCAAACCAAAAUUCACGCCGCCCGCGGCCAGCCGUCCUUCGUUUCUUGCUCACUAAACAAUCUCGCUUUAAUUCCGCUCCCCUCGCUGUACGCUGUUCUUCCCCGGUCCUCGAAGGCGCGCCAGGCCCUCCAUCCUCGCGACCUCGCCUGCCGAUCCUCGUCCGCCCCGUCCCUGGCCGGCCCUGCCCAAGCACCGUACCAUGGGGAACGCGAUCUCCUCCGCCGCCGCUCCGGCCCUGUGCGCCGCCUUCACCGCCCUCGAGCUCGUCAACCUCCUGGCCCCGCAGCAGGGUGCCGGCGCCACGGCAGCCGCUGAAGCCUCGGCGAUUCGCGGCGCGGUCCGGGCCUUCCUGCCGUUGGCUGCGGCGGCGGGCUUCUUCACCUCCGUCGCGCUUAUUUACCGCCAACUUCAUCACGCCGGCGCCGCGGCCGCUGCGGGCGCCGGCAACCCGCGCCUGCCGGAGCUCGUGACCUUCACCCUGUGUGCGUCGGCUGGGUUCCUCCAGUUCGUUUUGUUCGUCCUGGAGGCUCCAGGUGGCGUGGGUCACGGCGCGGCACGAGCGCUUGGUCUGGCUGCGCUCCGUGCCCUGCCCGCUGCGGCCACGGCGACCUUCUUUCUGGGCAUCUUGCUCAUAGUCGUCGGGCACAUCCGCGCCGGCGGCGAGGGUGGCGGCGGCGCCGUCGCCGGAGUCCUCGCCAAGAUGGCCGUCGGAGCGGCGGCGGGACUCUUCUGCCUGAUGGCCACUGCCAUCUGCUUCGUUUAAUGUGGCGCAGCUGGCCCUGAUGACAAAAUGUGGGUUCUGUUUGCUGCGAAUAAGCUGCUGCAAGAGGAAGUGCUGGGAUAUUGUGACAUUGGGAUAUUGUGACAUUGCCCGAUUUUAUUUGUAAUAAUAAUUGGAUGAAACUGAGUAUGGUUGUGCUGGUUACCUUGAACUUGUGUGGAUCAUUUCUGAUACCAUGAACUCAAUUGUGUGAUUGUUAUGAUUGAACAACUUUUCUCUAUGAUUCUGCCAGCAUUUGAUAACAAUCAAAUAUGGGACUGUGUUGUGGGUUAAUAAUAUGAUGCAACAAUCUUCUGUC
Molecule: messenger RNA, 1771 nt
Organism: Panicum virgatum (switchgrass)
Lineage: Eukaryota; Viridiplantae; Streptophyta; Magnoliopsida; Poales; Poaceae
Exons: 2
Coding region: 892-1455 (187 amino acids)
Source: RefSeq, a predicted model, not a curated record